AUGAGGGCGGCACUCCUUGCUCUUCUCCCUCUUUCCGUUUACGCUGGCACUGUUCAGCCUCCAGGGAUCCCGUUUAAGGCCCCAGUCACCGUCGCAACUGGCUUCACCGCACGCGUGUUAUUCUCCAACCUGACGACUCCAAGAGGAAUAACCCUUGAUGCGAACCAAAAUGUGCUGGUGGUCGAGCGUGGGCUGGGGGUAACCGCGUUCAGUCCAGCCCCCCGCUGGGGAAUCCAAGUUGAUGAUGAGGGGCAUUUGUAUGUCAGCACGGCCGGCCAGGUUCUGGUCUAUAGCUACGAUGCGGGCAGCAAAACAGUCUCGGGAGAAGCGUGUGUGGUCAUUAGCGGCAUUCCGCCUGACGGAGAUUUGACGACACAUACGCUGCAGCUUCAGAAAGAAGGCAAUGCUUUGAAGCUUCUCGUGGCCACCGGGCCACAAACAAACAUUGACCCUACCGCUCGCAAUCCUUCCUCUGGGCGCUCACAAAUCCGCCGUUUUGUGCUCCCAGCCGGAUGCCCGGCCACACCACUCGACUGGGCAACAGCGGAGAUCCUCGUAUAUGGCAUACGGAACCCAGGAGGGUUUGCCUUCCACCCUACCCUUUCCAACACCCUCUACGUGGUCGAGAACGGCGCCAGCAUCGACAACGUCACCGACUUAACGGCAGCAUUCGUCAACGACAACCCGGCUGAUGAAAUUAAUCGCGUUCAUUUAGGUGGUCAUUUGAAGUUUUUUGGCUUCCCCGAUUGCACAACCCUGUGGAACCCCACCGCGGACCCGACCGGCGACCCGCAAUAUACGACUUUGCAGCGGGGCGACCAGAUCAGCCUGAAGUUGCUGCCGGAAAGGGACGACGCGUGGUGUUCGGACCCGAAAAACAAUGUUCCGCCCGCACUCACGCUUCAGGCCCAUUCUGUCCCCCUGGACAUCAAAUUCUACCACCCGCCAAAAAAGACUACCGACAAGUCAUUCCCUCGGUCGCUCCAUGGCGACGCCGUGGUGUCUUUCCAUGGCUCUUUCAAUCGCUCCCCGCCAACAGGCUAUGGGGUCGUUCAUGUACCCUUCCCCUUGAGCGACACCUACGACUUCCUCAUUCAAGCGACAAACUUGACUUCAUGCCCGGGAAAAUGCAUUCGGCCCGUCGGCCUUGCAUUCUCCAACGAUGGGCGGCUAUUCGUGAGCAGCGAUUCCAGUGGCGAGGUGUGUUUGAACUGUUGUCCAAAGUUUGCUACUGAUACAUUUGUAAAUAGCUAUCAGCUUUCCCUCCGGCGGAACAGACGUGACAUUGAGCGGAUCGACAAUCGUGUACCGGUUUCCCUCUAG
Mycena indigotica is the source of this 1323-nucleotide messenger RNA. Its product is annotated as NHL repeat-containing protein. The transcript has 5 exons. Bases 1 to 1323 code for a protein of 440 amino acids. NCBI's taxonomy places the organism in Eukaryota, Fungi, Basidiomycota, Agaricomycetes, Agaricales, Mycenaceae. The record is from RefSeq and is a predicted model, not a curated record.